Messenger RNA from Tetranychus urticae (two-spotted spider mite), 881 nucleotides. RefSeq lists its product as uncharacterized. The record is from RefSeq and is a predicted model, not a curated record. NCBI's taxonomy places the organism in Eukaryota, Metazoa, Arthropoda, Arachnida, Trombidiformes, Tetranychidae.
AUCAUUUUCCCUGUUAACAUGACAGAGGUAAAUUGAAUUAAAUCUGUGGUGAACAAAAUUUACCGAAAAUGAAACCAUCUUGUAUCUAUCUUGUUAUAUUAUUUUUACAUCCCUUCGAUCUGGUAAAUUGUGAUGAUUAUGAAGUGGAUUUAGAUUCUACUAACAAUUUAGACGAGUCAGAUAAAUCAGAUAAUGAUGAAUUCAAUGGACCGAGUAAUGUUACCAUCUUAUGGAAAGAGUUUGGGUUCCGAAUGGUUUGUGAUACUGACGAAUGGCGAGAACAAUUUGAUGCAAUUAAAUCACAAAUGAUUGAAUGUCUUCAAGUCAAGGAUAUUGUUUAUGAAGCUGAAGACGAACAAGAAUUUGAUAAACAUCGAAAACUUGUUGCUUUUUCUGGUAAACCUUCAGAGAGUCCAUAUUGUUGGUUAGCCAAAAAUUGGAGUAAAUGCUUGAGGUUCAUGGUGGGUUUAGAAUGCAUUGAACCCAAUCCUAAAUCAUUGAACACUAAUAGUCAAAACUCUUAUAUCAAGAAAUUGACUUCAUCUUAUAAUUCCGAUUACUUUUCAAACGAUCCUUAUGAUUGGAGAAACAUGAUUGCACCUUACAACGUGCUUUGUGAAAUGAUCAAAUUGCAAGCAAAAAGUAAUAUCUUUGAAACUCUGGGAGCUUGGCUUUAGAGUCUCACAGGGAAAUUUCCAACCACUAUCCGAUUUGCAUCCAAUUUGGGAUUAAGUCGAGAUCUGAUUUGGCUGCUAAUAUCAGCGUUUAGCCCAGUCUCAAGCAUUCAUCGGAAUCCAUUUAAAGAUUUCGCUUUAUUCACCUUAUCAGUAGUUAAACUUUAAGCAAAAAAAAUAAAAUAAACGGUAACCCAAAAAUUUUGU